Messenger RNA from Teleopsis dalmanni, 1874 nucleotides. It is a transcript of the gene Larp7, whose product is annotated as la-related protein 7. The record is from RefSeq and is a predicted model, not a curated record. Gene Ontology annotation, cellular component: nucleus. Lineage: Eukaryota; Metazoa; Arthropoda; Insecta; Diptera; Diopsidae. The transcript has 3 exons. Gene Ontology annotation, biological process: RNA processing. Bases 159 to 1784 code for a protein of 541 amino acids. Gene Ontology annotation, molecular function: mRNA binding.
GAAAGUGAAGCAUCUACCUAUGCGUAGUAUGAUAUUUUGCAAAUGAAAUGAUUUGACAACCGGUAGAUGCAUAAAGAAAUUGGUACAGGUUUUGUUGUCUUGAGUCUUGGCAACUUCGAUUUGCAUUUUCUUACUUACAUGUAUUCAAGUUUAAAGCAAUGGAUAAUCAAAUAGAAAUUUUUAAAUCUUCUGAGACUGAAAGUAAAACAUCUCCGGAAACUUCAUCAAAAACUGCUGUUGCAGAUUGUGCCGUUCAGGGAACUGAAAAUAGCCAUAGAAAGCGACACAAGCAAUAUUUCAAUGCAAUACGCGCCCAAAUGGAAUUUUACUUCGGAGAUGCAAAUCUCUCUAAGGACAGAUUUCUAAAACAACUUAUCGAUAAGGAUCCAUUUGUACCGCUGGAGGUGUUUUUAAACUUCAACAAAGUAAAAACUUUAACGAGUAAAGUAGAAGAUAUUAGCAAAGCGUUGUCAAACUCUGACCUCCUAGAACUAGAUGAGACUACAAAGUUAAAAGUUCGGCGUAAAACAGAAAUACCAAAAGAACGCAACGUCGAUGAAAAAACAUUAUAUAUUGAGUCAUUACCACCAACUGCGGACCAUGACUGGAUAAGAAAACAUUUUGAACGUUAUGGUGCUGUUUCCUAUGUUUCUCUUCCAAAAUAUGAAACAUCCAAAAAGAUUAAGGGAUUUGCAUUUGUUGAGUUCGAACAAGAGAAGAGUGUUGCAAAAGCACUUCAUAGCUUCGUUGAUUUUGACGGUGUCUUGAAUGUGCAGGAGACAGAACCUAGUAAAUUGAGAAGUGUGCAAUCAUACAUCACAGAAAAUAAAAGUCAAGAUAUAGUUCCAGAAAUAGUUGAAAAAAGUGCAAAAAAGAGAUGUGUAAGCGUCGAAAGCGCAGACGAUGUGGCUCAACCAAAAGUAAAAAGGAUUAAAGAAAACGAUAAUGAUGACACAAAAACAGCAUCAACAUCGGAAACAGAAGGUGGUCAUAGUGAUGAUAAAAUGAAUUCUGACAUGGUAAAAUGUAAGAAAAAUCGAAGAAAAAAAUCAAAAGGAAUAAAAAAAUACCAAAAAGAAGCUGAUUUAAACACAGAUCCUUCCUUUUAUGAAUUAAAAAUUUUACCAAAACGUGAUUGGAAACGUUUAAGGAAUAAAUAUUUAAAUCUGCAAAGAGAAAAAGUAUCUGAAAUCAAACGUAAACUGUGGAAGGAAAAACUUAAAACUUUACAAGAGUCUAACGAUGCUACGUCAAAUUCAAAUACUUCUGCUCCUCCUCCUUCGAAAAAAAUAAAAACAGCUGGACGUAAACUACAUAAAAUGAAUAUGAACUUUUAUGGCGCUGGGGAAGAUGAAGCGCAAUCCAAAAAUUCUGUCAAAGAAACAAAGCAAAAUCAAGCAUUAGAACGUCAACCGCUAUUUAGUUAUGAGUCUGGUUUAAUAGUUGAAAUUCUUUUUAUAGAGCCUUGUGUGGAUAUUAAAGAAUUUAAAGCAAAUAUGCGCCAAUAUACUACAAUAAAGUAUGUUGACGUCAAAGAAGGUUCUCUGCAUGCUCAUGUUCGACUUGAAAAUCCAGCAGCAGCAGUAGAAUUUGUGCAGCGAGUUAAUUGUGCUGAGUAUCAAAUGAAAAUUCUAACAGGAGAAGCUGAACAGGAAUACUGGAAAAAAAUUGAAGGCGAUCGCGAAAUGAAACUCAACAAACAAAUUAAAGUACCACAAAAGAGAGGAAGAGAAAAAAUAAAAAAAGUGUUAACAAAGCACAUUCGAUUUGAUGAUGAUAAUUAAUAUUUAUAAAAUUAUUUUGUAAUGUACAAGCAAAAUCAUUAAUAAAAUAACUUUAAAGAUUGUAAUUUAUUUAAUAAAAACAGUCUAUCA